Molecule: messenger RNA, 1271 nt
Organism: Mucor mucedo
Lineage: Eukaryota; Fungi; Mucoromycota; Mucoromycetes; Mucorales; Mucoraceae
Exons: 3
Coding region: 37-1266 (409 amino acids)
Biological process (GO): transmembrane transport
Molecular function (GO): transmembrane transporter activity
Source: RefSeq, a predicted model, not a curated record
AAAAAGAAGACUCUGAUUGCCUUGUGUAAGGCCCUAAUGUUGUACGGCGCACCAUGCCAUCGUAUUGAGGAAUCGUUAGAGCAUGUAUCUCGAUUUAUAUCAGUAAACGCAACUUUUAUCUUUAUACCUGGCAUCAUGAUGAUGACAUUUUUAAACACGACACUAAAUGAAAAAAAGGACAACAUACAACACUAUGAUGGUCAUUCCGAAACUAUCUUGAUACGAUGCCCACAAGGGUUUGACAUGGGAAAAUUAGCGCAAGUCAAUGAUAUUAUUGGAGGCAUGUGUUGCACAAUUGAAGGAAAAACCAAAAUAUCCGUACCUGAAAGCCUUACUUUAUUGGAUCAACUAUUUUCUUCUAAACCUACUUGGAAUCCCUGGGUGACAUUGCUAUCCCAUACCAUGAGUAGCUUACUCACAACACCCGUCAUGUUUAACGGGUCCUUGGCAGACACAGCAUUGAGCGGUGGACUAGGUCUCUUAAUAGGCUUGCUGAUCUUGUUAUCCGAACGAUAUUCAGCUUAUUGCAAUGUAUUUGAAAUAUCUACUACGAUUCUUGUUUCGUUCAUUACAAAGGCGCUGGACAAAUGGGUUUGUUUCACUGGUGUUGUCUUGUCAGCAACAUGUAUUCUAAUACCUGGCUAUACUUUAACCAUGUCGAUUAUGGAGUUAUCUGCUCGUCAUGUUAUCACGGGCACGAUUCGAUUUGUUUACUCUAUGAUUUAUGCAUUAUUCAUUGGGUAUGGAUUAGAAAUCGGUACCAGUUUAUAUGAAGCGGUUGAUAGCAAUUCGACGACGUCUAAUUUUGGCGUAUGUGCAGGGUCCGUGCCACCAUGGUUAUACACGGCCCUAUUCCCGUUUAUGGCGAUCAGUAUCGCGAUUAAUUUGGGAGCGACGAUGCAUCAAUGGCCAUCGAUGGUGUGUUGUUCCGCUAUUGGAUUUGGCGUGUCGGUGAUUGCGAGUAAAGUGAUUUCGAAUUUUCAAAUUGUGGGUACAAUUAGUGCAUUCGCGGUAGGAAUUUUUGGUAAUUUGUAUUAUAAGGUGACGGGAGAUCUAGCAUUAGUGCCAUUGUCGUGUGGGAUUGUGUCGUUGGUGCCUGGUAGUGUGGGGAUACAAGGGGCAUAUUUCUUGAUCCGCCAAGACGAUCAAGGGUUUUCGUUUGCAACGCAGAUGGUGGUAGCGUCAUUGGGUAUAUCUGUGGGAUUAUUUGCGGCUACACUCGCUGUAUCAUCCAAUGAAAGAAAAUCUGCCUAUUUAUCUUAUUAAAAAAA